Molecule: messenger RNA, 983 nt
Organism: Topomyia yanbarensis
Lineage: Eukaryota; Metazoa; Arthropoda; Insecta; Diptera; Culicidae
Exons: 1
Coding region: 33-944 (303 amino acids)
Cellular component (GO): extracellular region
Molecular function (GO): chitin binding
Source: RefSeq, a predicted model, not a curated record
AACAGUAAAAUCAGAUCAGUGUUACGUGUGAGAUGAGGUCCUUAGCAGUAAUUUUAAUAUUAGUUUUAGUACAACGAUCAACCGUAGCUACUGACUCCGUCAAUCCGUGUGAGGGAAUCCUAACUGGGACGUUGAUUGAUCCGGACUCUUGUUACAAAUUCGUCAUCUGCUAUAAGGAGGAACCGGAGUUUAUGACCUGCCCUGAAGGGACUAUUUUCUCCAUAGAUGAAGUAGACUGCGUUCCAGGAGAUCAGGAAACUUGUACAGAGGGAUUCCCGAACGAGCCUGAGGAGGGAAAUCCAUGCAGGGGAAUCGUACUUGGUCGCUUUCCUCACACCGAAACUUGCACCAAAUACAACAGCUGCGUAUUUGGUCGACAACGUGAACAAUCCUGCCGGAAAGGCUACGUAUUCUCCGAUCGGUUAUUCAUCUGUCUACCAGGAAACUCCGAAUCCUGUCAAGUACAAAUCUUUCCUACAACUACAACACCAGCUCCAGAGGACAUCAAACCGAUCCCGGUGGACUAUUGUGUGCGCAAUCAAAAAGCCAUCGGUCGACUGCCGCAUCCUCAGUUCUGCACCCGUUUCGUAGAAUGUCGUAUGUGGAUUCCACAGGAAGUUCUCUGUCCGAGCUGGAUGGUGUUUACCGACAGGUUGAACAUUUGUCUACCCGGAGACCCAAACACAUGCCGGACAAUUCUGGGUCCUGGUGCUAGUACGCCCGCACCCAACCCUCCAACUAGUACCCAUCCUCCGAUAUCGGAUGAUAUCUGUCCGCCGAAAACUGUGGCGGUAAUUCCGCAUCCAUACUAUUGCUACAUGUACAUUACCUGUAUCCUUGGUAGAGCCAACGAGCAGGUGUGUCCAUCGUACCACGUGUUUUCGAAUAAGCAUUCGGUGUGUCUUCCUGGCGAUCGGGAAACCUGUACGGUUUACUGGGAAUGAGAGUCUCAAGUGAUCAAUUCGUUCUGUGAUAUAAAAUAU